This is a messenger RNA of Scylla paramamosain (green mud crab), 732 nucleotides long. RefSeq names its product NHP2-like protein 1 (gene hoip). The record is from RefSeq and is a predicted model, not a curated record. Bases 156 to 542 code for a protein of 128 amino acids. NCBI's taxonomy places the organism in Eukaryota, Metazoa, Arthropoda, Malacostraca, Decapoda, Portunidae. Gene Ontology annotation, cellular component: U4/U6 x U5 tri-snRNP complex; cytosolic large ribosomal subunit; precatalytic spliceosome. Gene Ontology annotation, biological process: ribosome biogenesis; maturation of LSU-rRNA; mRNA splicing, via spliceosome. Gene Ontology annotation, molecular function: RNA binding. The transcript has 3 exons.
CAAGAUCGAGCAUGUGGAGCGCAAACUCGCCACGCCACGCUGCCGGAGAACACGAGAUCUGUGACGGUGGGAAAGUUCAGUGAUCAAAAUAGCCACAUUCCUGCUUAUUUGAAGUUCAUUUGGUACUCUUCUGCCUUCUUGAAGAUCCCUGAACAAUGGGUGAAGGUGAAGUGAAUCCCAAGGCAUUCCCUCUGGCAGAUGCAACCUUGACCCAAAAGCUUCUCAACCUGGUGCAGCAGGCAUCAAACUACCAACAGAUUAAGAAAGGUGCAAAUGAAGCCACUAAGGCUCUGAACAGGGGCAUGGCAGAGAUGAUCAUCAUGGCAGCAGACACUGAACCCCUGGAGAUCUUGCUUCAUCUGCCACUACUGUGUGAGGACAAGAAUGUGCCAUACGUGUUUGUCCGUUCCCGCACAGCACUUGGACGUGCAUGUGGAGUGUCACGUGCUGUAAUGGCCUGUGCAAUCCUGAGCAAUGAAGGAUCUCAGCUUAAGCCCCAAAUCACUCUUAUGCACCAGGAAAUUGAAAAGUUGUUGGUUUAAGAAUGUAUGUAGUGUGCAUGUGUGUGUGUGUCUUCAUUUAUUCAUUCAUUCACGUGUUCAUUUGUGUGUAUGUUGUGUGUGUGUGUGUGUGUGUGUGUAUUCAGUGUGAAAAAAUUGUAGACCUGUAUUUUGUGCAUUCCACUCUUAUUGAAUGCAAAUUUUUCACAUGAAAAUAAAGUGUGCAAGUCAG